This is a messenger RNA of Thalassophryne amazonica, 2760 nucleotides long. Its product is annotated as flocculation protein FLO11-like. Bases 4 to 1215 code for a protein of 403 amino acids. The record is from RefSeq and is a predicted model, not a curated record. NCBI's taxonomy places the organism in Eukaryota, Metazoa, Chordata, Actinopteri, Batrachoidiformes, Batrachoididae. The transcript is spliced from 2 exons.
UUCAUGUUUGAAUCAGACAUCACCGCAGCCUGUUCGACCGCACCACGGCACAUAACAAUAUCAGACGCAGCCUGGUGUGCAUCAGGAAAAGAACCGGCUGCACCUGCAAAACCGAAGACACCGGGACCACGACCACGCUCAACACCCAUGCAAGCCCCUUCACGAGCACCACCUAAGUCCGCACCACGAACGACUCACGUGGCUUCCACACGCUCGCAGAGCCGGCCUCCUCAUGCCCGACUUCCCAACGUCUCCGGGCCACGACCACGGCUGUUCUCCGCCUUCCUCCUGUUCCAGCUCCUCGACAGCCCUGCGCGCCUGUGCCACCGAAGACCGUGCGCUUCGCACCUGCAGCUGCUCCAGUCUCCACGCCAGCGGCACCAGCGACGCUUCCAGCCGGCCCGGUCUCCAUGCACACUGCACCAGCGACUGGAGCGAUCUCCGCACCUGUGGCACCUCCCGCCGAACCAGUCUCUGUGCGCAUCACUCCAGCGGUUGCUCCAGACUCCACGCCAGCUGCACCAGCGGCUACUCCAGUCUCCAUGCCAGCUGCAUCAGCGACGCUUCCAGCCGGCCCGGUCUCCAUGUGCACUGCACCAGCGACUGGAGCGAUCUCCGCACCUGCGGCACCUCCCGCCGAACCAGUCUCUGUGCGCAUCACUCUCCAGCGGUUGCUCCAGACUCCACGCCAGCUGCACCAGUGGCUGCUCCAGUCUCCACGCCAGCGGCACCUGCGACGCUUCCAGCCAGCCCGGUCUCCAUGCGCAAUGCGCCAUCGACUGGAGCAAUCUCCGCACCUGCGGCACCAGCGACUGCUCCGGACUCCACGCCCACGGCUGCAUUGGACUUUGCGCGCACCGCGCCAGCACCUGUUCCAGCGCACGCCGCACCACAACCAGUCUCAAGGCCAGACGGUGCGUCGUUCGCACGCAUGCCGUCGGAACCUUCCCCUCCUGCGCCUCCUCAUCCUGCUCCAGCUUCACUGCCGGCACAGAAGAUGACGAUCGAGGACGCAAACCUGGAGACGUUGUUCCUAUUUGGGGUUUCAACAGCAGAACCAUCUCCACCUCACACAUAUUCAUUAUGGGAGCCUCAUGGAUCUAUAACACCGGCGGAGGGAUGAGUGUCUCAUUAUGUCUGUCUCAGUGCAAGUGUGUGUGUGUGUGUGUGUGUGUGUGUGCCUGUGCACUGCUGUUUGUUUCUCUCUACUGGUAAUGACAUCUAUCUAUGCAACACCAUGCAAUGCAUGUUAUAUCAAGGGAAAUUGGAAGCAGUCACAUUGCAGAGGUUUUGAACAUGCUUGAACUACUGUCCUACCGUCUCAUCUCACCAAGAUGUAAUGUUGUGUGUGUGUGUGUGUUUGUGUUUCUGUAUGGUCCUGCACUAACCCCUUGUUCUAUGCUGUGCAUACACAUGGUCAGAUCUGUUCCCAUUUUCAUAUCUGCAAGCCUUAAAUUAGUGACUACAUUCUGGAAACAAGCAGAGAAAACAUCUCCAGACCAAAGCAGCUUAUAAAACAGACUUGGCAACACAGAAUGCAGUUAAGAAUAACUUUGAACAACACUAUUUUUAUUCAUCAUGAUGAGAUAAGAGCCAACCAGCCACAUGGAGAAUAUUAAAUAAAAUACAGCGGGUGUUGUGUUCAUAGCUCUAAACAUUUCAGCAUGUAGAUAAUGAAGAGUUUAGAGAACGUUGCUCCAUGACCCCGCCAAAAAGCUCACAUUGAAGAGAUAGGUUUAUGUCACACAUCUAGCUGUGUAAACAUUAAAUUUGGACUCAUGCUGUGGGGAAUAACAUCAGAGACAAAUCGGCAGAUAUAUGGGCGAGAUAAUAGGAGUUGACAGUCGGCCAUUAGAGGGAACAGUUGAGAAAACAAGCUGAUAAAUGCUUAUUGAAUUACACCAUGGGAGGGAGGUUAUUGAAGUUGUGGAGUUGGCUUUCUCAAAUGCAUUCCAUUGUUUCCCUUAAGCAAUGUUUCCUGGCAUCCAUCCCCAGGCUGUGUGGUCACCAGCAGCAGCAUCCGUGAAACAAGUUUAUGACAGCAAUUUAUCUCCUUCUUUGUUCUCCUGAAAGCAAGGUUUGUGAUUAGCCAUUGAUUCAAUAAGCAAGACUGAAUGAUUUGGCGCGGCAGUUUUCUUCCUGUGUAAAACUAUGUGACAAAAAGGAUUCACAUAAUAAAAUAUCACUAGGAAAGAUCUCCAGGAGAUCAGUCUAGUCAGCUUGUUAUACCUUGUCAAAGCAUGUGCUCGAGGCACCUUCCAGCACCUGCAAAUCAGAAGCAAAAAUUCUGCAAAAGCUGGCUCGGCCAUUAAUGUGUCAAUAUAUUUUGGUGCAGUAUUUUUUGUGCACUUCUCCAACCGUGAGGGAGGGCGGAGCCCAGAAUUACUCUCAACACACAGAUGCAACAAAUUAUCAUUCUGAGGGUCCAACCAACGCAGCUGUCAUUUUCACACACAGCAUUUAUGUCAUUUAAAUACCAAGUAGAUUGGGUGAAUUUGUCUUAAACCUAUUUGGUCCAUGAAUGCCCAAGUGUGUUGAAGUCUACUUUUCAUCAUGUUUUUAUCUAUCUAGAACUGUUGAAUGAUUUUAUUUGAUAAAUAUGUUCUUUUGAAUGUCCCAGGUCUUUCUGCCUUGUAGUUCCCAGCAGGUGGAGCUGAUGCACUGCACUGCACAUAUUUAUUUAUGGAAAUGUAUUUAUACAUUGUUUAAAAAUCGUUUUCAUAUAUUUCAUUAUUUUUAUGACCCAAAGAACUUGGUAAG